This is a messenger RNA of Rana temporaria (common frog), 484 nucleotides long. Its product is annotated as 60S acidic ribosomal protein P2-like. The record is from RefSeq and is a predicted model, not a curated record. Gene Ontology annotation, cellular component: cytosolic large ribosomal subunit; ribosome. Gene Ontology annotation, biological process: cytoplasmic translational elongation. Bases 110 to 445 code for a protein of 111 amino acids. Gene Ontology annotation, molecular function: structural constituent of ribosome. The transcript is spliced from 5 exons. NCBI's taxonomy places the organism in Eukaryota, Metazoa, Chordata, Amphibia, Anura, Ranidae.
CUCUCAGCUCCUUGCUUCUUUGCUCAGGAAACCCCGUGCCUCUCUCUUUCCUUCUCGGAGCCGAAGAUCAGGAGCGUGCACAUCGUUUCGUGUCUUUCUAGACUUAAAAAUGCGUUACAUGGCCGCUUACCUGCUUGCUACCCUUGGUGGUAACAGCAGUCCCUCAGCAAAAGAUAUCAAGAAAAUCCUAUCCAGCGUAGGAAUCGAAGCUGAUCAAGAUCGCCUGGACAAGAUUAUAUCUGAGCUUGGUGGAAAAAAUGUCGAUGACCUCAUCAAUAACGGCCUUUCAAAGCUGUGUUCAGUACCAUCUGGGGGUGCCGUGUCUGCUGCUGCUCCUGCAUCAGCUCCAGCUGCUGGAGCUGCUGCACCAGCUGCAAAGAAGGAAGAAGUAAAGGAAGAAUCUGAAGAGUCUGAUGAAGACAUGGGAUUUGGGCUCUUUGAUUAAAUGCUUUCUUGUAACUUAAUAAAAAUACUUUCCAUCAGA